AUGGCUCUCUCUCUCUCACUCUGCACAAACAUUUGGAACACGAAAGCCUGAUCCUAGUCUAGAUUCCCGGGGCAGGUAGUGUGUGUCCAGUCAGCUUCCAAUAGGCAAUAGAUUUCCUUCGAAAAUUGAGCAAACAUCCCAAACUACCUGCCCUUUACAAAGAUCGUCUCUUCCCCGCAUCUCUCUUCAUGACAAACGGAAAUGUUGAAAAGAAUCAGCAGCCUACCCCCUCCCUCCCAUUGAUCUGUUAUUUCCUAAUAAAGCUUUUGAUCACAAUUCUCUCCGUCUCUCUUUCUAUCUCAAUUCCUUAAGCUUUUCAUCAUCAUAAUCACUUUGUUAAUGGCAGUUAACUGCUCAAACUGCCACACCUCGCUACAGAUUCCUUCAGGGGCCCAGUCCAUUCGCUGCCCAAUCUGCCAUGCCAUCAACCCCGUGAUCGACCCAGCCCUCUGCCUCCCCCCGCCAUCAUCAUCAUCCUCUUCCUCCUCCUCCUCUGACCACCAUAACCGUGAUGAUUACGCUCACGCCCCACCCCCCAUGGCUCCAUCCCCUUACAACCACGCGCCUCUCGGUCCCCCUCCCUCCGUCCAUGGCCGCAAGCGGGCCGUCAUCUGCGGCAUUUCCUACAAGAACUCCCGGCGCGAGCUUAAGGGUUGUAUCAACGAUGCCAAGUACAUGAAGUACUUGCUGGUCAAGCGGUUCAACUUUCCCGAAUCAUCCAUUCUCAUGCUCACUGAAGAAGAAGAUGACCCUUGCAGGCAUCCAACCAAAAGCAACAUCAGAAUGGCACUGUGUUGGCUUGUGCAAGGUUGUCAAGCAGGGGACUCCUUGGUUUUUCACUAUUCUGGUCAUGGUUCACAGCAAAGGAACGACACUGGAGAUGAGAUUGAUGGAUAUGAUGAAACACUCUGCCCCGUAGAUUAUCAAACUCAGGGAAUGAUUGUUGAUGAUGAGAUCAAUGCAACAAUUGUCCGACCUCUUCCCCUUGGAGUCAAGCUCCAUGCAAUUGUUGAUGCUUGCCACAGCGGUACUGUAUUAGAUUUACCAUUUCUCUGCAGGAUGGAGAGGAAUGGAAGCUACAUGUGGGAGGACCAACGCCCUAGAUCAGGUAUGUGGAAAGGAACAAGUGGGGGGGAGGUCAUAUGCUUCAGUAGCUGUGAUGAUAGUCAGACCUCAGCAGACAGUUCGGAUCUAUCUAGGAUCACAUCAAGUGGUGCCAUGACUUAUUCUUUCAUCCAAGCCAUUGAGCGUGGACAUGGAACUACAUAUGGAGCUAUGCUAAAUGCAAUGCGAUCUAACAUCGAUAAAAGAGAUAAUCAAGGGGGUGGUGGUAUAGUGUCAUCUGUUCUCACCAUGCUUUUGCCAGGAGGGAAUGGUGGCGGGUUGAAACAGGAACCUCAGCUGUCUGCGAAUGAAACAUUCAAUGUGUAUUCGAAGCCUUUUUCCCUAUAGACAUCAAAACUAUCUUUCCAUCCUAAAGCUCAUAAUCUUUAUUCAAUGUGGUCCUUGAGUAUGUAUGAAAACCGGAAAACCCCAUUUCUGCAAUCUCGUAAUGAUUAUUAAUAUGCAUUGUUUGGAUACAAA
Carya illinoinensis is the source of this 1584-nucleotide messenger RNA. Its product is annotated as metacaspase-1-like. Gene Ontology annotation, biological process: proteolysis. Gene Ontology annotation, molecular function: cysteine-type endopeptidase activity. The record is from RefSeq and is a predicted model, not a curated record. The transcript is spliced from 5 exons. Lineage: Eukaryota; Viridiplantae; Streptophyta; Magnoliopsida; Fagales; Juglandaceae. The coding region runs from base 340 to 1452 and encodes 370 amino acids.